Octodon degus (degu) is the source of this 923-nucleotide messenger RNA. It is a transcript of the gene Krcc1, whose product is annotated as lysine rich coiled-coil 1. Lineage: Eukaryota; Metazoa; Chordata; Mammalia; Rodentia; Octodontidae. The record is from RefSeq and is a predicted model, not a curated record. The transcript is spliced from 3 exons. The coding region runs from base 249 to 923 and encodes 224 amino acids.
GUUACCAAAGAAGUGUUAUGCUCAGAUAUAUCACAUCACAGAGUGUCAGUAGGAUCCAGGCAUAGUGACGCAUGCAGAGUGUCAGUGGGAACCAGGCAUAGUGGCACAUAAUGUAAUCCUAGAACUCAAGAGGCUGAACCAGGAAGAUGAUACUAUAGUGAAUGAAGGAAGACUGAAUUUACAGGUGCUUCUUCUAAAAGGCAUCUGUGGAGUAGUGCUCCAGUUUCAAUAAUAAAAGAUUGUCCAUUAUGAGAGAAUCCCUUUUUGUCAACCUAAUGAAGCAUUCAAAGUCAUAUGACUCUUUUCAAGAUGAACUUGAAGAUUAUAUUAAAGUGCAGAAAGCCAGAGGCUUAGAGCCAAAGACUUGUUUCAGAAGGAUGAGGGAGGACUACUUGGAAAGCUGUGGGUACAGGGAAGAAGUUGAUCCCAGGCCCAGGUAUAGAAUGUUUGAUCAAAGACUCCCGUCUGGAACUGUCCAGACUUACCCAAGACCACACAAUAUUUCACAAACAGAAAACUGGUUACCUCAGUGGUUCCCAGUUCAUGACAACAGGCCAAGACUAGAAUCUCUGAGCUACUGUCAGUACUGUAGAGACUGUUUCUCUGAAAAACCAGUGCCCCUGAACCUCAGCCAGCAAGCAUAUAAUCACGGUUCAGCCAGCACAGACGCUGGAAGCUCCGAGCAUCUCUUCUUGGGAGCCAGGACUGGUGCCCAUCCAGCCAGUCAUCAGAAAAGGAGGAGGCACCCAGAGAAAGGCAAAGAGAAACCAAAGGAGGAGCGGCCCAAGCAUAAGAGGAAAAGAGGUCUGGAGGUGGAUUUGGAAGAACAUGAGAGCAUCCAAAGAAAGAAAACUGAGAUAGAAACAGACGCUGCACAGGGUGGUACAGAAAAGCCUAAGCAUCGAAAGGAGAGGAAAAGCUGA